AUGCCAAUUCAGAUUUUUGCGACAUACGCAAAACCACCGCUCGGCGAUCUCCGCUUCCGCCCUCCGGUUCUGACGACGUCGCUGACCGGAACCACGCUCGAUGCCGCGCAAUUCGGGGCGUCGUGCAUCCAGGGCGCAAGCGUAAACCUCCCCGGUAAUCUCCCCAGCGGCUCCCCGGUGUCCGAGGAUUGUUUGACGAUCAAUAUUCUCCGCCCUGCCGGUGUCAAUUCCACCUCAAAACUCCCUGUGCUCCAAGCGCCAAUUCAAUCGAGCACACAUCUUUACAGAUACGGCGGUGGAUUCAUUACCGGUGCCUCCGUGCUUUACAACGGCAGCGCCAUCGUUGAGCAAAGCGUAAUUCGAGGCACACCUGUCAUCUUCGUCAACUUCAACUACCGCCUCGGACCUUUCGGCUUCCCCCAAGGCCAGGAGGCGGCGGAUCAGGGAGCGCUGAACCUCGGCAUCAAAGACCAGAUCGCUGCGCUCGAGUGGGUGCAGAAAAACAUCGGCAAGUUCGGCGGUGACGAACGCAAAGUCCUCGCGUUUGGAGAAAGCGCGGGAAGCAUCCUCACGUCGAUCUUGUUCUUGAACAAUCGGGUCGAUAAAUUGGCGCGUGCCGCGAUUUUCGAGUCCGGAUCGCAAGCCACAGUGGCGAUUUUUCCCGCGGCGCGCCGGGAGAAUCUCUGGACCAACUUUGUGGGGAGUGUCCCCUCCUGUGCCUCCCUCGCGGGCACACAUUCGACGUUCUCGUGCCUACGGAACGCCACCACUCAGGAGCUCAGCAGCGGCUUUAACACUGCCUUAGCAGAAUCCGCCGAACCCUUUCCGUGGGACCCAGUUAUCGACGGUCCCCAGGGCUUGAUCCCCGAUCUGCCAUCGCGGCUGCUGGCGCAGGGCAACUUCUCGCGGAUUCCUUUCAUUGCUGGGACCAACCUGGACGAGGGAACUCUGUUUACCUCGCAGUCGCUCAACUCCACUGCCGCGGUCAACGCAUCAUUGAUCCCGGAACGCUUGCCGUCGGUCUCCCCUGCGGUUCUCCAAAGUUCCGUUACAGAACUCCUGGAACUCUACCCGGAUGUUCCUGCCCUUGGAUCACCAUUCGGGACAGGAAACAACACCUUCGGUCUGAGUAGCCAAUUCAAGCGCGCUGCAGCUAUCGAUGGAGAUCUAGAUUUCCACUCCCAGCGGCGACUGUGGAUCGAAGCGGCAGCUAGUGCCGGUGUAAAGACUUUCGGGUAUCUGUUCACCCAGCCACAGCCAGACGGCCUGCCUCAGCUCGGCGUUUCGCACGGAUCCGAGAUCGUCUACGUGUUCGGCGCGCCUGUGGACACGUCGCCCUCAUCGGUGGCCAUAAGCCGCAUCAUGAUCGACUACUGGGUCUCGUUCGCGACGAGUCUGACCCCGAACGACGGGCUCGGCACCCCGCGCGCGGAGUGGACGCCGUUCACGCCGACAUCAAAAUCGCUCAUCCAGCUCAACGGGGCAAAUCUGACGAUGAUUCCUGACACCUAUCGCGAGGAGCAAAUCUCCUUUAUCAACUCGAACCCAGUGAUAUGGCGUCACUGAGCCGUUUAUUGUCGUCUUCAUCUGUAGUCAAGUCAAUCCAUAUAUGUUGCUUUGGUGCUUUAGUGAAGCUCGAGGAACUCAAAGCUGGUUCAAUACAUCGUCGGUUCUAAGUCACGGCGGAUUGGCUGUGCAUCUGUAUGUAUGGUAGAUCUUCUCUUUCUCUAUCUUCUUACUUUUUAGUCCAUUCUUACAUCCACCUGGCC
Molecule: messenger RNA, 1769 nt
Organism: Mycena citricolor
Lineage: Eukaryota; Fungi; Basidiomycota; Agaricomycetes; Agaricales; Mycenaceae
Source: the annotation of a GenBank genome assembly